AUGAAUUCUGAAAUUAAUUUUAUAAAUUAUUUAUUCUGGGCGGUUGGAACCGCUCCUACAAAUGCUUUCUUGAGGCACAUGAAACCGCCCCCACUACCUAAUCUUGAGGCGGUUGCAACCGCCCCUACAAAUCCUAAUCGUGGGGCGGUUUCAAUCGCCUUUACAAAAUCCAUCACGUGUGGCG
Dovyalis caffra is the source of this 184-nucleotide messenger RNA. The record is from the annotation of a GenBank genome assembly. Lineage: Eukaryota; Viridiplantae; Streptophyta; Magnoliopsida; Malpighiales; Salicaceae.